AUGUUCUUCACCAAAUCCAACAUUGCCUCCUUGAUCGCACUGGCCUCCCUUGCCAAUGCAGCAGCAAUAUUGAGGCGUGAGUCGGUGUCGGGCGUGACUCUCUAUGCUUAUGGCAUUGGCUCAGGGCUUCCUCUUAUCUAUGCAGAUGGACUUGCUUACAUCGGACUUACUGGCCCAUCCGACGCUUCUGUAUCUACCAAUGUCACCUUCACGAUUGAUAAUUCGGACUCGACGAUCCCAUGGACAAUCAAACCCAAAUCUUCUACCGUUUCCUUCAAUGAGACUCUUUCCAUGUACAUCGUUCCUACUUCUGGUUCCUUCUCCCAGGUUGGCUAUUCAUCGGAUGGAUAUCUUCCAGAUGGUGCCGUGAACGUCGGAUUCUCUCUUUUCGGAACGUCAGUUGCGUACUCUGCUAGCGAAUCGGACCUAGAGUUGAUGUUCUGGGCUGAAAACUCGACCACCGAUGGUGUUUAUGGCCUCUACUGGGAUGCAUCCGCAGAAACAUCAGCCAUUCCUGAUGGAGCACUGCCAGUGGUCGUCAAGACGACAGUUCCAACAAUCCCAUCCAUCUAA
Cadophora gregata is the source of this 573-nucleotide messenger RNA. RefSeq lists its product as uncharacterized. Lineage: Eukaryota; Fungi; Ascomycota; Leotiomycetes; Helotiales; Ploettnerulaceae. The record is from RefSeq and is a predicted model, not a curated record. The transcript has 2 exons. The coding region runs from base 1 to 573 and encodes 190 amino acids.